This is a messenger RNA of Eptesicus fuscus (big brown bat), 1646 nucleotides long. RefSeq names its product family with sequence similarity 89 member B (gene FAM89B). Gene Ontology annotation, molecular function: transcription corepressor binding. Lineage: Eukaryota; Metazoa; Chordata; Mammalia; Chiroptera; Vespertilionidae. Gene Ontology annotation, cellular component: cytoplasm; lamellipodium. The coding region runs from base 579 to 1157 and encodes 192 amino acids. The record is from RefSeq and is a predicted model, not a curated record. Gene Ontology annotation, biological process: negative regulation of SMAD protein signal transduction; positive regulation of cell migration; negative regulation of transforming growth factor beta receptor signaling pathway. The transcript has 2 exons.
GGAGAGGACUCUGAUAGUUGCCUCCUCAAAGUCAGGAACAGGAGGGGUGGGCCUCUGAGCCACCCAGUGCUCCUCCUCCACCCUUCAGUGAGACAGGGAUCCCAGUCCCCUUGGUAGCUUCUUCCCUGCCCAGCCCGGGUACUCAGACACUCACAAGGCAUCAGGACCCCAGCCUCCGGACCCCCCCUUUUAGAUCCUUUUCCUUGGGAGUGUAAUUGGACAGGAUCAUUAAACAGUGUUGGGGGGGCAUGAAGGACUGUGAAUGAACCGUGGCCGCCGCUUCUGGUCUCUUCCCUCCCCACUUUCCUGUCUCCCCUGUCACCCAUUCCCUUUACUCAGCUUUCCGGCACAGGGGGAGGGGUUGGGCCCGCCGCCGUUGCCCUUUUAAGAGAGGCCCCGCCCAUGCGGAGGGGGUGGGCCAGGGGCGGAGUCGGGGCGUCUGGGUAGGAACAAAGCGCGGCCUGCGGGCGGCGGCUGGGCUCGGCCGGUGGGGCCCCGGGGUGCGGGCCCCGAGGGCGGCAGCCCGGGCGGAACGUUGGAGGGUAGGAGUCGGCCUCGUCGUCCGCGCCGGCCCAGCCAUGAAUGGGUUGCCUUCGGCCGAGGCGCCGGGCGGCACGGGCUGCGCCCUGGCCGGACUCCCGCCGCUGCCGCGCGGCCUCAGCGGUCUCCUUAACGCGAGCGGCGGCUCGUGGCGGGAGCUGGAGCGCGUCUACAGCCAGCGCAGCCGCAUCCACGACGAGCUGAGCCGAGCGGCCCGUGUCCCUGAAGGGCCCCGCGGCGCCACGAGCGCUGCCAACGCCGGACCUGCCGCCGGUGCCCCCGGCCCGCGGCGCCCUGUCAACCUCGACUCGGCUUUAGCGGCGCUGCGCAAAGAGAUGGUGGGGUUGCGGCAGUUGGACAUGUCCCUGCUGUGCCAGCUGUGGGGCCUGUACGAGUCUAUCCAGGACUACAAGCACCUGUGCCAAGACUUGAGCCUGUGCCAGGACCUGUCAUCGUCCCUGCAUUCGGACAGCUCCUACCCGCCUGAUGCUGGCCUAUCUGAUGACGACGAACCGCCUGAUGCCAGCCUGCCCCCAGACCCACCUCCCCUCACUGUGCCCCAGACGCACAAUGCCCGUGACCAGUGGCUGCAAGAUGCCUUCCAUAUCAACCUCUGAAGAGCUGGGGGGCGGGGGGCAUGUACCCAUGCAAAAGGCUCAGAAACUUACCCUCCACAAGUACUCAGACUAUAGUGCCUGCUUUCCCCCAUACCACCUCACUCCACAGGAGGGCAAGGCCUGGGUCCCCUGGAGGUGCUGGCACUGGGGCAGGCGCCUGGGCUACAGCCUCUGCCCUUGGCACAUGUAUGCACCUCAGCUUAGCCAGCCUUCGUCUGUCAGCGGGCCCAAAGCACGUCGCUCUCCCUCGGUAUCUCUGGGAUUGGGAUGCGUGUCUGGCCCCCAUCUCCUUUUCACCUGCUGCUGCUGUUGGCAGCUGCUGGCUCAGGGGCAUGCCACCUCUGGUCCCUGGUUCCACUGCCCUCGACAAGGGCUCCAGGACCCAAUCUUGCACCCGCCCACAGCCUGGAGGGCCAAGACUCUGUGCAGGAUAUUUAAGUUUAGGGGCCAGCCCCCUGGGCGCAUAGAUAAAUAAAUACUCUCAGCGUU